AUGAGCCCUCCGCCGCACUCGCGUUGGGGCCCGGUGAGAUCAUUGCUGUGUCUCGCCCCGCUGUUGCUGGGUGUACCGUUUCUCGCGUACAAGGUCAACUAUGGCCUGCCUGAGCCUAUAGUUGAUCCGGUUAAUCCCUCGACCGGCCUUCCGCAGCUUUCGGAGGCGCGCGUUCUUGCGCAUGCGAAGUAUCUUUCAGAAGAUAUCGGCUUCCGCACGGUCGGGACGCGUGAACAUGCCCUCGGCGACGAGUGGAUGAUCAAGCAGGCAGAACUGAUCCGUCUGCAAUGUGAGGACGCGGUACGUGCGCGCCCGGGGCGAAAAUUACAAUGCGAGGUCUGGCAUCAGCAGGGGAGUGGAAGCCAUCGAUUCGACAUGAUGGGUCACCGACUCUACAAAACUUAUGUGGACCUAACGAACAUCGUUGUCCGAAUUUCGGAUGGUACUGACGCUGGAAAAGAACAUGCUGUCUUGGUGAAUGCGCACGUAGACAGCACGCUACCUUCCCCAGGUGCAGCAGAUGACGCCCUUUCGGUUGGUAUCAUGCUGGAAUGCAUGCGUGUACUGGUCGACACGCCUGAUUGGGAGCCGACUCAUGCCAUUAUUUUCUUGUUCAACAACGCGGAAGAAUCCCUGCAAGAUGCGUCGCAUCUAUUCUCCACUCAACACCCUAUCGUGAACACUGUUAGAGCUGCGGUCAAUUUGGAAGCUGCCGGCACUACUGGCCGCGAGCUGCUCUUCCAGGCGACUUCAGAGCAAAUGAUUCGCGCAUAUGCAUAUGCUCCCAGACCAUUCGGCACUAUUGUCGCGAAUGAGGUAUUCACCUCAGGGAUCAUCCUAUCUGAUACAGAUUUUCGUCAAUUCGAGCAAUACCUGAAUGUCACCGGUCUUGAUAUCGCGGUGGUCGGCAACAGCUACCUAUACCACAUGCGCAAGGAUCUUGUAGAGAACAUAGAGCCUGGAGUGGCCCAGCACAUGGGAGAAAAUGUUCUUGGGCUUCUCCUGCACCUGUCAUCGCCUGAAUCCCCGCUACCGGCUCUCACGGAAGGAUAUUCUCGCCCGAGCACCGUUUUCUAUCAAUUCCUCGGGCAGUUCGUCGUCUACUCCUUCAGCACUGCGAAGAUUCUAUAUGCUCUGCUAUUCACUGCCUCAAUCGUGUUCGUACGUCUCACUUACGUCGACCCUGCCCCUGCGCUGCGGCAGGGCAAGAGCGCAUUCGGCGAGCAGGUGAAGGGCACAAUAGCGGUAUCUGCUGCGCUUGUUGGAGCGUUCUUGAAUGUAAAUGUCGUCGCGUUCAUCAUGGCGAAGGUGCUGCACAAGCAGAUGAGCUGGUUCUCUUCGGAGAGGUCAUGUGUGCUGCUAUAUGGGCCCGCUGCACUUUCUGGUGCACUCGCCUCGCAGUUGCUGGUGGGCCGUGUGCGCGAACGCACCUCUUUUACUGCAGUCCUGUUGCUACAGUCGUUCCUGGCUUUAGUAGGCCAGCUUGCAGGUAUUGGGUCGGCUGGUGUUUUUGCUCUUUCAGGCUUCCCGAUUCUCCUGUCGCUCGUGUUGAAUGCAAUCGUGUCCAAACCCGGCGAUGACAUCUCGCUAUGGAGCUAUGCACUUGCGGCCUUCACGCCCCUGUCGCUCGGUGCCCAGAUGUUCUACAUCACGCUGGACGUCUUCGUUCCAUUGACAGGCCGCAUUGGGGAAGAAGCCCCCGCGGAGCAUAUCAUUGCGUCUAUCGUAGCCGGUGCAGGCUCAUACACGCUUCCGCUGCUCGUGCCAUUUGUGCACCGCUUCGGCAGGCGGACGAUCCUGCGUGGUGCAGUGCUAUUCUCCAUGCUGACAGCUCUUGCAAUGGCUAUUUUCUCGAUGCGGUCGCCGUUCGACGCCAUGCACCAGAAGCGUGUCUUCAUUAUCCAUAUGGAGAAUGUGACGACGCAGGAGCAGCACUUACACGUUGCGGCAGCGGACGGUGCGCCUGGCUUUGACAUCUUGGCGCAUAGCAUUGCCCGCCAGUUCAGUGUGCCGGGGGUGGUGCCCGAGCCGGUGUCAAUGAACACCUGGAAUAACGACUGGGAUACCAUGUAUCCCUUCUCCAAUUUCCUCACCCCGUACAAAUUCGACCUUCCACUAAAACCCGAAUACAUGGACGCACCUGAGCACGACUUUACAGUCACAGCCGUCAAUAACAAAAUAGACACAGCAGCAGGGACGAGGAGUCUCACCCUGAAGAUAUACCAUCCCGGAAUUAUCUGGACAGCCGUGACAUUCGAUGCACACGUCCUACAGUGGGCGCUAGACAACAACCCUCCAGACGAGUAUACCCGCCACUAUAUCAAAGAGGGCUCAUUCUACGGCCAUGACACAUGGACCGUUGACCUCGUGGUGAAGAUCCCCGAGGGAGACCCGGAUGCGCGCAUCCGGGUAAACUUUGUGGGCAUCCACGAGAAGGCGAUGUGGCCGGGGAAGAAGGCAGAAAAGGAGCUCGGUGGGCGCGCAAUGGCGCUGUUUGAGGAGUUUGACGCCUGGAUAGAGAAAGAGACCGAAGGCAAGGUCGACGCGCUCCUCCUCGGCUGCGUGGGUGGCAUUACGACGGUAUGAAUGACGACGUCAGAAUGGUGUGUGCUGAGCCUGGCCGGCCAGUUGCAUGCAUCAUGCGGACCCAAAGAAUCAGUCGUUUACAUGUAUCCCUCCCUAUGACUUUUGCUUGUCUAUUAAUCUCAUGUUCGCCAUC
This is a messenger RNA of Postia placenta MAD-698-R-SB12, 2719 nucleotides long. RefSeq lists its product as hypothetical. Gene Ontology annotation, molecular function: metalloexopeptidase activity. Gene Ontology annotation, biological process: proteolysis. Bases 1 to 2586 code for a protein of 861 amino acids. The record is from RefSeq and is a predicted model, not a curated record. The transcript is spliced from 17 exons. NCBI's taxonomy places the organism in Eukaryota, Fungi, Basidiomycota, Agaricomycetes, Polyporales, Adustoporiaceae.